AUGCAAGAAGUUGGGGUUGUUUUACACAAUGUAAAGCAGCUUAGGAUUGAAUCAAGCGGAAAACCAACUCCAAGGGGAACACAGAGAGAUAAAAUGGCUGCCAACUCUCGACGCCGGAAGAAGGCAAGAAACAAAAGGUACUGGUACAAAACUAUUGAUUUUAUUUUCAUUUGGUAUUUUUUUAUCAGUAAUCAGAACAGGAAGUAAAAUGUUUUAGAAGAGUGCGAGGUACACGUAGUUCAAAUUUAAGCUUAAGGUGGGCCGGGUGACAAACUAUUGAUCGUUGUGGAAAACUUUUUCGAAGUUUUUAUUAUACUAUACAAUAAAUUGAUAUUGGGUAAUAGAUGAAACAUCAACCGGUGUUUACAAAGGAACUUGAAUUGUAUUAAAAAAAUGAAAGGAAAUUUUACAAAGGGUGGGCGGCAGUGAAUUUACCUUGGAAGUGUACCAUUUUCAAAUUUAGGGAUUACAACUACAGUAGAAAACAAGCUUAUGCAAGUGAUUGUUUUAAAAGAAGCUAAAAUACUUGAGUCGAAAUGUGAUAUGUGCAACUUAAAAAUUUUAAACCAAUCAAUUCAAAUUUUGAAAGCUGUUAUGUUUAAUGUAUAGAUUAAUGAUGGAAUUCAUCAGACAAUGCUUGUAUGUUAUUUGUGAUCUGAUCUGCUCGGAGAGAUAAAAAUAAGAUAUAUAUUGUGUAUGUCAUCACCCAGCCUGUCUCAAAUAAUGAGUACUUCCUGAUCAAACCUUCCAAAAUAUAUAUAUCGUAUAUCCAAAAAAAAAUAUACAGCGGCAGAUCCAGGGGAGGGCUUCCCCUUAUUUUUAGACCAAACUGAGACCCGAAGAGCCGAAAAAUUUUUUUUGGAGACCGCCCCCCCCCCCCUGCCUUAUCUAAGGGUCUGGAUGGCCGAGCCUCCCCGCUUCUCUCAGGGUCUUGAUCCGGCACUGAUAUAGAUUUCUUUUUUGGGAUAAGGGUACAUUUCCCUCAUUAUCUAUAAUAAUACUGUUAUACCAUUUAUCUGUACCUCCUCCGCGGAGGGUUAUUGGUUUGAAUCUCCCCCACCCCCGUUUGGAAAUUCCAGUGUAGGUACAGACUUUCCUUUCAAAAUAAUAGCCUUUAAGUCCUCUUCUCUUUGGGAUUUCCAUUGACCCUCUAUUGGGCAGGAAGGGAUAAUUUUUGGUCCGUAGGAAGACUGCACAAAUUGUUAUAAUUAAGGUACGUAAAAAAGUAGCAGUUUGUAUUUAAGGAGAGUUUUCUCAUGUGGUUUUAUGAAGCCAAUGGAAGAAAUCUAUUGCAAUAAAUUCAAGUAAGAUAAUGCUUGUUUCUGUUAAAAUUCUGUGGGUGAUAAUAACAUACAUUCACUGACCAGGGAAGAAGGGCUAGUAACUGAAGAGUUUCACAGCCACUACUCUAGAACAAAGACAAUUUUACAUUGGGUGAAAUUGCAUUGGAAUGAAGCAUCCAGAGUACCUGUAUACAGGUAAUGGAAAACAAAUGAACAACAACAAGAUGGUUUUCGCCAGGGGUUUUCUUUCCUUGUUUCCAAUUCCUCUGACAUCAAAUGGGGACUCUUACAACGGAUUCAAAAGUGUGGAAUUUUAAGUUAAGAUGGAAUCCAUUAGGAAAUUGAGUAAUUUUAAUUUUCAAUGGACGAAAACCUUGUACCAGAAUACUUUCAAUCAUGUUGCAUUCUUUUAUACACUUUUCGAGAGCUAUAAAAAUUUAAUGUAGUAAGUUAUAUGAAAUAACUCCAAAGAAAAUGUUCUAGCGAUAUCUAUGUGUAAUCAUAUGGUGACGAGUGAAAUUAUUCCCUAAUUUCACGAGUGUACCAUUUGAUUACCUAUUAAUAUCAUGGGUGACGAAUUAUGUUUGCAGUCUUGGAUUUUUGACAUUUUUAUCCUAGAUCGUAUCGAUCGAGAACUCCUGCACUCUCUCAAACGUUUCUAAGAGCUUAAAUUUGGCUUAAGUUCAGAGUUUUUCGACAAAAUACUUGUUAGAAUCCUUCUUGAUGUGCUCUUUCAUGUGUUCAGGUUUUGUAGAGCAUCUUGUUAUGCCCUGGCAUCUUCAUUCAUGACAUUUUAAGACUUCGUCCCCAUCUGGACACUGAGACAUAUGGAAGGUUGCCAUGGCAAUUUUGUAAUUCCACAUGUGAAAUUACAAAUUAUUGCUGAAAUUUUGUGCCAGAAUUAAGGAGUAAUUCUUCACCUAUGAUAUUAGGCUUGAAAUAUUCUGGUACAAGGUUUUUGUCUCCUUGAAAUUAAAUUACUCAAUUUCCUGAUGAAAAAAAUGCAUCUUAAUCACAUUCGAAAGAAAAAUUGUAUGCAAGCUGACUUCACCAAGCAUGAGUCAAUCAUAUAACUGAAACUCUGUGGAGCAAAGAAGAAAGGAAAGGUUGACAUUGGAUCAUAAGAAAGAGAAUCGUAAGCAGGAUUGGAAUGCUGUUUUCCCCAUGCUGUGCACUUCUGAUUAUGAUGGGUGAAAACUAGCCAUUUGAGUUUUAAUUCCAUUUCUUUCUGAUUCCUCCCCAUCCAUUUCAAAUGGGGAUACCCCCACCCCCCGGGCAUUUCACCACAACAGAUCAUAAAUGAUGGAGUUGUAAGCAGAAUCAGAAUGCUUUUGUUUAUACUACAUUCUUGGCUAGUCUCUAGGCCUCAUUUUUCCGCUUGGCCUAUGGGUUCUGGGUCACAUGAUCCACCUCACAGAAAAAGACUACAUUGACCUAAAAGGCCUAGGAAGACACUGCACAUAGACUGGUAAACUACCCUCUACGAUAAUUCUGAUUAUGACUCCAACUCCAUUGUGAGCGAAAACCAACCUUCAGAAGUUUAUUUUUAUUUUUCUGACGUUCUGAAGUGCAAUAGCCAAAGUCAACCAUUUUUUGGUGGAGAUACUGGCUUUGAAGAGUUAUUGUCUUUCUGCUUCUGAACAUCUGGGAAUUAUGAAGCUCCUCUGCUGUUCUUCACAUUUGAUUUGUGUUCACCUCACACUUGAGAUUUGAGAGCCAAUAACUAAAUUUUUAGUGGGCUCAAUUUCUUCUGUAUCCCAAGUCUGGUCAUGUUCCUCCUCAAAGAGAGAUGAGAAAAUUUUCAAUGGCCUUUUUUUGAUACAGACACUUCAGUUCUGUUUCGACUUUAUAAUGAAUCCAUCUUUAUUGGUCAAGACUGGCCCAUAUAUUGGGCCUUAAACUGUGCAGGUAUAUAGCAUUAAAACAAAACUGAAUGCAAUUAUGCUGGCAAUACGGCAAAGGGCUGAUGUAUUUGAGGACAACAUUUCGGCUAACAAAUUUAGUCCUCUUGGGACAGUGUAGUUUUGGCCCUGAGGAAGGCUAAUUUUGUUAGGCAACAUAUUGUCCUGAAAUAAAUCAGCCCUUUUUGCCGUAUUGCAAGCCUUCAAGUGACGUCUGGCAGUAGCAUCUCUACAUUGGAGAUCCGGCAAGAAAGUCAACCAGUUGGUUUGGUUUUAGUUAUGCGUUGAGUGGACCUUCGCAUUCAACAACAACAACAACAACAAUAUUUAUUUUCAUUCCCAUUUACAUGGGGUUUUUAUAUAACACUGGUGCCCGCAAAUUUAGAAUUAAGGCAACCCAUUCACCAGUCUAUGCUUAUCGACACAUUACACCCUUAACUACAACUUGUGAGCGAAAUAUAGGCAAAAGCAGCCUCUUUAAAGUACAACAGCUUUUUGUAGAGGUUCAUAACAAGCAGGUGAGGACAAUAUUGGUUAGGGGGUGGUGGGGAGGGGGACCUAGGGGAGGGUCUGUCCUCAUAAAAGGAGGGACAGGUGGUGCUUUAUCUUGCUGGCAAAAAUGCUGAAACCUAGAAGGUCUGGAGGAGUCCUGGAGUUAAACAGUCUUGAGAGUAGUUGGCCAGGGGGGUCUUCGACCAAUAUUUGGGUAUAGGGUUUGAAACCCUGACUCUGUUCAGGAAAAGUGCAAUAACCUCAAUUUUAUUACUCUGCGUAGGAAAAAGACGAAAUGCACAUCAUCUUGUUUUGAAGUCCUUUAUUGGCAAUUACAAUAAUUGAGUAAAUUUAUGUUAGGUCAGUUGGAUAAUUAAAAACACUCACGGCCAAACCAACACUCAGGGUCUUUGAAUGACUGAGGAGAAAGCUAGUGCUGCCUUUUUUAAGACAUCUGCAAACGGUUAGACUUUCUAGUCUCCUUGGAUAAGGAUGAUAAACCGUAGGCCCUGUCUCACAACCCUUGCACAUAUAAAUUCUGUGGGACAUUAAAGAACCCACACACUGUUCGUAAAGAGCAGGGGACGUAGUCUCCGGUGUGGUGGUCUAUCUCUCUUGGGGGGAGGGACUGUUACAGGCUUGCAGUAAUUGGCGUCAUGCUGUUGCGGUGACCCUGCCAAUAAUUGGCGAAUCUAAUGAAAUAAAAAUAAAUAAAAUAAGGUGGUUGAAUUUCAAGAAAAUAUAAGGGCUUUCCUUCUUUAGGAACAAAGCAAACUGUCCAUAAUAGUUAGGUGCCUGUAUUAAGCGGGUGUUAAUAAAGUCAAUAAAGUGGGAUUUGACUGUACACCCCCCCCCCAGGUUUAGCCAGGUUUCUUCACCCUUCACAAUUCCUAUUAUUUUGGUUGUCUGAGGAUACAGAUUAGGAGAAAACAUGUAGCAGCUCAAUCUGAGGCAGUCUGAAAGUUAAGGACUCAUUAAAAAGCUGCUGAAAGUAAUAUUGUCCCUAAGUUGUGGUCUUGAAAAUCAAUGUUUUGUUUCCUAGAAGCAAAGGACAUUUUUCUUAACCUUACAAAGAAUGUUAAACUUUCAUCUGUUUCAUUGACCUUGAACUUUCUUACCUAAAUAUGAUUGUUUGGGAAUUUUUCAAUUAAAUGUCAUUUUCUAUGUGCAAUCAUUCUCUUGAGAACGUGUACCACCUUAAAGUUUAUCUAUAAUUUUUCUGCAGUAAUUGCUGUUGGAAAAAAGGCUAUUCUUGUGUUCAAUUUUCAUGGAUUUUUUUGUUGUUUUUCGAUCUUUAACGUGAAAUGCUGUCAUUAAUUAUUCAUAUAUUUCACGGCAUUAAUUGCUACGAUUAUUUUUAAACUUUACUUAAACAGAACUCUUUUCGUCAAUAAAUUUACUACCUUUCAAGCUGUUUAAAAAUAUAAUAAUAUAAUUUUUCCUUUUUUUUGUCAUUGAAACUGAGCAAUUGAAUUUUAAAAUUUAUUCUACAAAUUAUUUCAUUUCGUGCUUGAAUGUAUCAACAAUGAAAAAGCGCCCUGCGUGACGCCUUGCGUGUUUCCACGUACGCACGCACUUUGUUGAAAUUGAACAGAUUUCAACUCGGAUGAAUUCAAAAGACAGAAAACAUUUCAAAAAAUUGCAGAGAUGAUUUUCGUUGUAUUUAGUUCCUAAUAACUGACCUCCGAUUAUAUUUGUUUGUUAAGAGUACAACUUGAGUUAGAAGUAGUUUAGUUUGAAAUUAAUCACUUAAAAAGACCGGAAAGAUAUUGGAGUGGUUAUUUGGUAGUGUACACGCUUUUCCUAGAAUAACGAGCAAAAUACAAACCGAGAUAACGCUUUUCUUAGCCAUGUGACAAAAGGCGGUGACCGAUGUGUGACCCUUCGCCGUUCAAAGCUCUUUAUUAUUAGCAGCGAAAAAAAUAUUUUCAUAAAUCUAGUGUCGGCUGGUCGGCCGUAGGAAAGCCCCCAUAUCGGAUGUUUAAUUCCGGGGGGCGUUGCUCUAGAGAUCGACGCUGACAGUCAAUUCUUUUUAUUCCAAAGUAAAUAUUUGCUCUGUUCUUUUCCUUUACAUUUUCGACAGGGUGACUUCGACGGAAACUCUUGUAUUCAGUUUCGAAGUUGUUUUCUUUCGUGCUAGAAGAUUGACAUGUUUUAUUUUUGUGAUAUCUGUGUUUUGCCGCGCACUCCAAUGCUUCAUUCGGUUUGUCGUUGACACUAUUGUUUCACACUUUCCGUGACGGAAAACCAAAUUGCCUUAUCUUUUGUUUCCUGAAGUAGGUAUAAGCGCAGAUAUUUUUUAUUGGAUGAAAGGAAAAUCUUGUGGCGUCAUUGCAGGGAACAAAAAGAAAAAUCACGUCCUUUAUAUGAAUCUCGUUCGAAAGGAAAUAGACUUUUUUAGAAUUAGGUCCCCCGGCUAUCAUUAUCACGUGAUGUACACGGCACCUUUGAACCAAUCAGGAGGCUUAAACGAAAAAUGUGCAUAAUAGCUUGCCAUCGUCGGAAAACAAACGCCAUCUUGAAUUUGGUUGUUUGGGAUAACCUUUGGAAUUACAUUUCUUUGGAGAUGAUUUUGGUUUUUAACAUCUUCGAAGAUUGUUGAGGUCUUAGAGUUUGCUUACUACGGAUUUUGCGGUCUCUGCUGGCGGCAAAUUUCGCAGCUAUGCCUCCUGUAAAGCGUUUACAGAAAGCUAGGUAUGGAGUACGCAGUAAUGUUGAAGUGCCUAUCUUGCUAAGUACGAGUGGAAAUAAUACGGCAACAACGCCCGAUAACUGUGAUCACUAUGUGCUUUGCCCUAUUCUAUUUCAAAAUGCAUAAAUCGCGGGUAUUGUGAUCCACUGAUGUCCAGUUUUUUUGCUGUUUUUCAGGACGAAGAGUACAGACAAUUCAAGGUAACGUACCAUAACGUUUGUCAUUUUGCUAGAUUCAUACAGCGUCUUGAGUCUUUCCGUAGAACCCCAACGGAUCGUAGGCGAUCGAAAAGUUUUGAAUGUUAACAGCUGUUAGCUGAUAGGAUUCAUCAGUUAAGACUCGCUUAAAACGGAAAUCGUCGCCUUGUAUUUGCUUGUAUGCGUGUGUGGAGAACAUGUAACAUCGAACAACUGCAAGAUUGAAUAAUAGUCUUCGAGAUCCUCCUUGUAAGUGCAAGUUAUACGACGCUACCCUUACGUCGUAGCAUUGAUGUCUUUAAGAAAAGAUCCAAUUUUUCAGAGUGAAGAUCGCUUUUUCCAAACAAUUUGGAGUUUGUUUUUUUUUUUCGCCGCAACCUUGUUCGAAACGCGGCGAACCCGGUGCCGUGCAUAAAUUAGCUAAGCAUCAAUCCAGUAAUUGAGAAGUCUCGAUUUCUGUCGCUCUAUUUUUCUGUCAAUUUAAGAACAGAACGCGAAAGCAAUUGUAUAGUGAUUUGUUGGGGUUGAUUCAGGUGAUUAGGGUAUGGUUUGAGGGCGUUUUUUCUUCUUGCGAAACAUCGAGGAGCGAAGAACUUGUUUAUUGUAUGUUCAUAACAUAUUAGUCGAAUUGAAGGUCUGCGAAUCGGCUACUUUGGAAUCUGUGAUCACGCAAACCAUUAGAGUCCUUCAAAAGUGACUUUAUUUGCCGUGGCAGUGUUCAACUGGCCCAGUCGCAUUUGCAUUGAUUGUUUUUAAGUCGAAGGUAAAAGUUUGGAGUGUUCUUGGCCUGGCUGGAGACUUUUUUGUUUACAUUUGCUCUUGUCGGAAAAAACCAUGUAUGUAAGUGUAGCUCAUUUUCGCUGAAACAGACAGCUGUUUUCGCGUUGUUUUCAUUGUCAUAAAAUGGUGGAUCUCUUGUGGCAGUCUUCCUGCUUCAUUUAGCGGUAUUGUCUGGUACUUUUAGCGAGAAAUUGAUUGUGUUUCUGUUUAUGUUAUAGUCAAGCACGAAAAGCUGUCGUAAUUUGCGCGUGUACGAACGAAGCAAAUAUGCUUUGUCCUUGAUUAAUUACGGAAGACUUUGAGGUUAACGGUAUUUUCGCUGGCGGUGGUGCCGGUGUGAUUACCGUGAAACGCGAAUAUAGGAUUGUUUUUUAUAAAACCUGUUAUUAGCGGUGUCUUUAAUGUUAAUUCGACAAGGAUAUGUACUUCAUUGUACGUACACUUUCACUGUUUUCCAGGUGAGAGCUUAAGUCGUACAUGUAACUUUUAGAAUAAGAAGACGCUGUUAUAAUAUUUUUUGCCUUAAUAAUCGUACUCUGAUCUGGGAUUUCUCAAGCGACGGGCUUUCCUUUAAUGUUAUUAUAAUAAUUUGUCUCAGAAUGUUACGUUCACGAAAUUAAAUUCAGCUGAGAUUAAAAAUAUAAUGAGGCCACGUUUUAGCAUUGAAUACCAACUUAAUGCUGUUUUUAGAAUACAUUGCUUACAGUGGAAUUUAUUCACAUAUCCAGACUUAUUAGAUUUGCUGAAGCUGUUCAAGACAGUGUCGAUAGUUGAAGUUUAAUCCAGUAUUAAAGUUACCUAUGAAAAACAAGAAUGCUGAAAACGAAAUAAACUAUGCAUUUUUAAAAGUAAAGUAGUGUAAUUAUUUUUAGAUUUGCUAGUUAUAGCAGCAGAAAAGUGUGUUCUCAAGUGGCUUUUUUGUAGACUACCGGUUCUUACCUUGUGUUGUUUCAGCCUGUUCUGAUAUGCAUGUAUAUAAAUGAUGAUCUAAUAUUGUGUUUCAUCUUAUUGUUUGAUGUAAUCAAAGUAUUGUGAUAUUAUUGCAAGACAUGAAUUUCUUCAAUUCCAUUGGUAACACCCCAGCAAGAAUUUGUACUGUAAUGUCUUGAAUUUAGUUUUUCUCUUUUCCUGACCCUCACAAGUCAACAGGCACCUGUUAAAUUCCAUGUAAAUAAGUCGGGAAAAUGAAAACAGUGUGCUAAUCAAACAUGACAUUUUUUCGAUUUUAAGUUGCUUUCAACAAGACAUUUUCUGAACUGGUUGGGUUUUUGGUAAAAUUGUCACUUUUCAUGAAAGUUGUCUUGUUGUUAGAUCUUGUCAGUCUAGUUUUUAGUCACAUGAUUUUAUGAUCCCUUUUUCCCCUCUUAAAAGUUGUGCAGGGUUUCAGCAGCAUCCCUGAAAAAUCAGUUACGCUAGGCAUGACCUGAUACUCACCAUAAAAUGGUGUGUUGCUGAAUUAUGAUCUUGUGAAUUACUUAUGCAGUGGAAUGUUUUUGGGUUGUGUAGAAUUCAAAUGCAUCUUGGAAUGGUCUCAGAGACACACAGUUUUGCCUCAGAACUCAUAUUAGCUUCAUUCAUGUAGCUCAUGGUCUGAAUAACUUCUUUUUGUUCAAGAGGCCCAUUUUUAUUAAUCACAGCGAACUGUAUUAAAAUCAGAAACCUUAGCAUGUAUGGUUAAAUCUUCUAAAUGCCUUCCAAAACAGAGAAAAUGAAUUUACCUUUACAGAGCUACAUGCAUCUAAGUUAUACUGGUUUAAUUACAGUGCAUGCCACCUUUGAGACAUUGUCUUCUCUCUUUAAUUUACCUUGCAUUUUGUGUAUUGUACGUGCCAGUUGUCUUUUUAGCUUGUUACUUAAAUUAAUUUGCUGCUUGCACAUGGCAGUGAAUUGUGUUGUGGGAGCAAAUGCACGUGUGCAAAUAAAUCGAACAGUGGUGACAUUGUGCCAAACUGAAAAGGUUGACGAGUCUCAGGCUUUCUACGUAACUAAUGAAAUUAACAGCAGUGUGAAAUGUAUAAAGAAGCUGAUAUCUCUAUUCCGUCUCAUGAGCAAAUCACAUGUGCGCUAAAGGUUUUUCCUUGAAGUGUUUUAUUUCUCUGGUACAGUGUAUGUGUUUGAACAUAAUGCCUGUCAGAUGGCAGCUGGUGUAUUAGCUUUACACCUUGCCUUCAGUAAAUAAAUUGAUUUUUUCUUGGCUCACCAGUGGUAAAUUAAACUGUUCAUCUCAAGCAGCGCAAGAUUUCAAAAGUCAAACCCACCUCUUGAUAAUAUAGUCAAGUCUCAUAUGGAAGCUGUCUCAAAUGUUAGACAGUGGGCUUCUAAAUUGGUAAACACUUUACAGUGUUUUCAGAAAAGCAGCUCAGACAUGCAGUCGAUAUGCAUAUUUCCCAGACAAACAAAAAAUGUACUAAGGAUAGAUCAAUACACUUGUGAUAUUUCUUUGUCUGUUUGGCUGUUUUUGGCACGGUAGCGUCCCCUUUAAUAAUAAAUUUACCUGCCCAAAAGUAAAUCUAUGUCAUAAAACUGAAUUAUUACUGCUUUGUUGUCCUCAUGUUUUAACCUUUUAAAACUUUUUUGUAUUCUCCACAUCUUUUAUCAGUUAAUGCUGUUUGACUGAUUGACUUUAUAGGUCAGAGAUGGUGUCAUGGAUUGAGAUAAGUAAUGUAAAAACAAGUCGAAAGCCGUGUGAUAAAUAUAAUUAGUUAUAAAAAUACUAUUUUGUUGCUCAUGGCAACAGCAAGAUCACCAGUCAUCAUGCCACACUCAGGCUAGUUUGUUUUUCAAAAAAGAAUCAACACCAUACAGUACUUUGCAUUUGAGCUCGAUGUACAUCAUAUAACAAGCGUAACUGUGCGUUAAUUAUUUGGUCAAUGUUCCUUAAAUUGAAGUGCCUUGUUUAAAUAAUGUUGUACUCAAAACCUGAUCAAGAAUUCUUUUACAGGAAACAAUUUACAUGUAUCUCAUGGCGGGUUGAGUGAUGUUGUGUUUGUUUGUGGUCUUAACUGUUUUAUCCAAUACUUUUAAUCCAUCAAGAAUUAAAUUUCAAAGUUCCGCACUUUUAGGACGAUUGUGAACUGUGAUCUUAACUUGACUAGUCCUGAGGUUGGGGCUGCAGGUUUCUUCUGGAAAGAAUUUUUUUAAAUAGUUGAAAGUUUGUAAGUGUCAUGAAACUGAAUUUUGCUGUUUGGUUGGAAAUGUUAAGCCACAAAUUUUUUUAAAAAAGCACUUUUAAAGCAAGAUGGACUUUAACUACAAUGUAUGGGAUUGUGCUACAAGUUAAUAACAGGAGUUGUUUAAAACAAUUUACCCAAGAAGCAUAAAAUUAUUGACAAAUAGAUAUUGUCUAAAUUAAACAGGCAAAUGAUUCAUGUUCAUUUUCUUCUUGAUUAACCCUUUACUCCUAGCUCAAACUUUUCAGUCUGUGGAAGAAACUUUUGCAUUUUACUAUCUAAAUCUGAGAAUAAUAUUUUUAGCGAAAGAAAUUAUUUUUUUUGUUUAAGUUUUCUUUGGCCACUUCAAAUUUACCUUUGUUCUUGAUUAGUUUACAACUCUCUGGGGAGAAACUAACUCAUGGUCAACUUGUACAUUUAUUGUUAUUUAGUGUUAACAGUUUAAGGGUUGUGGCCAUUUAACUUUGACUCUCAGGAAGGAGGCCAUUGUGUUCGUUAAUAUGUUAAAACAUUUUAUAAAAUAACUGAGAUAGUAUACACGCUCUGAUUGGUUAAAAGCCUAUGGUCUAUUGUGCCGUUAAACUCAUAAAAAACUUAAAGUUAUUUUUUAAAGCAUUAGACCACACUUUCUAUGGCUUUACCAGCGUAAUAACUCACUUGGGAUGUUGGGAGAACGCUCGAAAAGCUUGUAAAUCACUCGCCUUCGGCACAUGAUUUACGAGCUUAAAUGUUUUGCUCUUCCUGACAAAUGAUAUGCUUGUUAAAAAAUUAUUUGCAGCCUUUUCAGUCACCCUGCUACAAUGUAUAAAGGUCUUGGUGGUCCUUAUCAUGUACCACAAGGUUAGAUAAGACUUACUGUGCAUUUGCAACCCAAUGUAUUUGUUGACUUUACUUGACAGGCCUUCAGUUUCACUUUCCUCCUGUCAUGUGCUAGUAAAUUUAUAUGCACAAACUUGUCAGAUUAGUUUAAUAUUACAAGACAAGUCAUUUACUUGUGGUAAAAUUAUUCCUAGUCUUACUAGAUUGUAUUCUUUGAUCAUUCUCCAUGUUUUUUUUUUGUAAGGAAGUAAUUGAGAAUUAUUGCAGUUUACAGUGUUUUUCACACUGUAAACUUAAAAAAUUGUUCGGGUACUUACGGUUUAGCUUGUGUCUUAUGUAAUAAAGUUCUGUAUUUUUACAAGGUAAAUGAAGUUUGAAAUGAUUUAUUUUUGCUAGUUUGAUUGUUUGUUACUAUUAAUUUCUCUAAAAGCUCAAAUAAACCAGAAAAAUUAAAUAAACCACAGUUUACAUAACUCCUCAACACUAUGUACUUGAAAUAAUAAUUAUUUUGACAAGUUCAAAAUAAAGUGUGCUAUGUUUCAUAUAGAAUAGUUAUGUUGGGUUCUCUUUGAACAUUCCUUUUGUUGAAGUAGCUAUACUACAUGUGUGAUAUGUUUUUAGGUGUAUAUAGAUGUGUUUUCCAAGGCACAUAAACUUACAUGUAGUUAAUGUAUUUGAUCAAUAAAUCAAAAUCCACUAUGUAAAAAGGUUGUCAAAAUUAUGUAAAUUAUUAGGAAAAAAAUUUCCAAAAACAGUUUUUUUGUCUCACAGAUGUAGCACUGGUAUUGAGGAAACAGAUUUUUUUUAUCUCUGCUGUUUAAAAUGUGGACGUGCGCUGAAUCUUAAAGAUCUUCCUUCUUGCUUCUUGUUUAAACCAGUGAACAAUGACAAAAUUGCUGUUGGCAUUCCAAUAUUGUUAUUUUGGUGGACAAUUAAUCUUUUCUGGUGUCAGAUGCAUCUUUGUUCUCUCUUUCCAGUUGUUUGAUUUUCUUUGUGUUGGUUUCAGCUGUUUGGCGCCAUAAAUUGUUAAUCUAUUUUCAGAAGCAUUUCAGUGUGAUUCCUUUCUUUGUUUUGAAAGAAGAAAUAGUAAAAUUACGAUUAAUACCAAUUUUGUACCUAAAUUACCUAAGUGUAAUUAGCACAGCAUGAGAGAAGGCUGGAUUUUUUCUGGUAAUAAAUAGGUAAAUAACACGUGCUUCAGUUAAAAAAUGCAAAGCCUGUGAAGCAUGUACAAUGUAGGCUUCUAUCGUAUCUCUUUAGCUCUGGGAUUUAUGAUAUACAUAGCAACUUUUUAAAACUUUUUGCCUUGUCCCAUUAUUGUGGGGUCUUAGUCUUCAACACUUGAGCGUAGGUUUUGAUGUCAGAAAGAAAAAAUUUAAGAAAAAUGCGUCAAUGGUUUAUGAAUACAAAGAAAGGAAAAUGGCACUUGACCUUGUGGUGCUGAGUGCAAGUUUUACAAGCAGAGAGGAAGCAAGUUUUAAGCUCAAGCUAUCGCAUUAGCCAGGUGGGCAAUGAAGCCCCAGCCCGCCCUUCCUUUUAAUACCUAUAUGAUGGUGUGAAAAAAAUUUGAUUCUCUUAUUGUAGUUAAGUGUACAUAUGGAGUACUUUACUGUGAUCGUAUUGAUAAAGCGCCACAAAGCAGUGCAUGUCCAUUCCUUUUUUAACUGUUGAACAGGAAAAAGUCAUGAAAUGAGUGAAUUCAUGAAAUAUUAAUUCAUGUGUUGUGGUUAACUCUUUAGGUGUACUUCUUAACCCUUUCAAAGACAACAUAAUAAUGCGAAAGGAUUGCAAAACCUCAAAUCUACUGUGGUUAUGUUUGUUUAUGAAAUACUUGACAAUGAUCAGACAUUGUAACUAUAAGAGCCGCAAACCAUUCUUCUUCAUUUUGCAUGAUGAAAGGACAAAGUCAGGAAAUAUGAGGUUUUAUCAAACAAAGCAUUUGACAAUGUUUAAUCUGGAAUUUUCCUCAUUUGGAAUUAGGCGAUUCUUAGAGUAAAAACGUUAACUCAAGAUUACGUGGCUGUAAGCCACUUCGUAAUAUUACUUUUUGCUCACUGUAGAAGGGAUAAAAUUGACUGGUAUAACUUAAGAUGAAUAGCAUUGAUUCAUCAAAGUAUUACUGCUUGGAACCGUGAGACCACUUAACGCUUUCAAUCCGAAAAGUUCUGGAAUUUGCAUUCAACAAAGAAAUCUGAGUGUAUUUUGAUUGUGUAAAAUAUCAGGGCCAAGCUUUACUAGAAUGGUCACUUUCGGAUUUUGUCCACAGACUCAAAAGCUAGAACUACAAACAGUAUCUCAGGAAAGUACUGCUCAGGAGCUCUCAUUUGAAUGGUAUUACCAUUGGAUUUCAUCCACAGACACUAAAGUGACAUGCACAUCCUCUCUGUUCAGCAAAAUCAAUUAACAUUAUCACAGGAAUUAAUCCUCAGAAGCUUUCAUUUGAAUGGUCAUACUUUAGGAUGUCAUUUACAGACUGAAAAGUCAUAACCACCUUGUACAGCAUAACAAACAAUACCACAGGAAUUACAGCUCUGAAGCUUCUAUCUGAAUGGUCUCACUUUAGGAUUUCAUGUACAGACUUACAUGUAAAAGUCAGAAUGACCUUGUACUGUACAAUUCAAUUCAAUUCAAACAGUAUCACAGGAAGGUACUGUACAAUUCAAAGUACUUGUACUGUACAAUUCACUGCAUAACAAACUAUACCGCAGGAUUUUAUUACUUCUCAGUAGCUUUUAUUUGAAUGAGACAUGUAUCGUUGUGUCCUAGUUAUUACUCCAAUCAGAACUUUUGUUACUUGAUACCAGUGAUGAUACAAAUGUGAUGGUGAAUUUUACGGCUGGUGAAUACAUGUACAUGAGAUGUUUUUCCAGUCAGUGACACAGGAGGCUUGGAAGAAAAAAUCUAAGUACUGCCAAUAGGAAUUGAACCUAUUACCUUCUGGUUACUAGUCUAGUCCACAUCCUUUACCACUAACUAGAGGAGACACAUGAGUGUUAAGACAACAAAACUAGGUGCUCUUCAUACCACUGCAUUAUCACUGUCUCAAAGCAUGGCUCUCCUAGAAUAGCUUAAGCUUUCUGUGGGUAUGUCAAUUAUUUUAACUUUGACUUUCGAACUAGUAAAUUACAGUACUGUAUAUAUGUUACAGGUCAAAAUAAAAUUUAGGUUGAAAUUUUUGAAAAGGCUUGCUUAUGGAGGAAAGUGGACUUCUAGUUAAGAACCCAAGUAGAAAAAUACUUUAUUUGUGUACUUUUUAUCCCUCAGUCUGAAUAUGUCAGGACAUGUCCAUGGGAGACUAUUUUUCAAUUCCGUUAUUUUGAUCACGUUGGAUCACGCUAAGGACACGGUGCCGGAAACAUUCAUUACCGUGAAAUCCUAGGGCUUGAGAUUUACAUAUUACUAUUAGCCUAGCAUGAUUUUCAAUAUCCUUUGUCUCUUAGUCCUAAUACAUGAAUAAUUAAGGCUAAGAGACAAUGGAAAUAGAGAAUCAACCUAGCUUAAAAAAUUUUAACCUGAAUUGAAUUUUGACUUGUAUACAUGUAUGUUUACGUAUUCAAGUGAAUGGUCACACCCUAGGACGUCAUCAGCACCAUAGGAUUUCUUCGGUAGCCUAAGAAACACACCGCUUAAAGUGUUUUGUUUGAGUGGUCAUGCCAUGGGAUUUCAUCCGUAGACUCCAAAAAUAGUACAAUCAUCUUGAAAUAUGGACACUGAGGUUCAGAGAACUUGAGUUGUUACGUAAUGUUAUUGUGUACACUACUGAUAGUGCUUCACUCUUGACUAAGUAUUAUGUAAAUUUGUUUUUGAGUGUCAUUGAAGCUCACUUUAGCAUGUGCUUGUCGUGUCAUUUUCCGCCAAAGUUAUUUAUCAUAUUUAUUGUAUAGGCACCUUUACAUGUGCAUGUGCAUGUGACAUUAAGUAUCCAUAUCAUGCUAUCGUUUAAUUCUACAAUACUUAAAAGCAAAUCUUUUUCUUACACUGGUCACAAAAUUAAUUUGUUAACAUCCUGAACUGAUGAAUGCUAAAAUAUCCAAAACAUUUUCCAGACUCUAAUGCUGUUGAUUUUUAGAAAUGUUUAAUUUUUAUUCUGACUGCUGCUUCUAAAUUUGACAAAUGCUUAAAACCCUAUUAUCAACCUGUGGAUUCUCUACACGGUUGUCUAUAAUCAAUCUUGUACAAUACUGUUAUGGAGAAUUUGUUUCAAAAUUAGGACAGCUAAUUAUUUCUUUCACUAUCGCAACCUGUAUUUUUUAGUAGAUCCCAGUUUAUGUUUAUUAAAGUACUACAUGCCUACUUUCAUUCAGAACUGUUGAACUCCGCAAGGAGAGAUCCCGUGAUGCUGCGAGAAGUAGGCGAGGCAAAGAAAAUGCACAGUUUGAUGAGUUGGCAAAGCUUCUUCCACUGCCUGGUGCCAUUACUUCGCAGCUGGACAAAGCAUCGGUUGUGCGCCUCACAAUCAGUUACUUGAACAUGAAGCAGUUUAACCUUCCUAAGAGAGGUAAGAAUUGCAUGAAAUUUAGAGAAAGAUGAUCAAUGAUUAAGCUUUUGCUUGUAGACUUUCAGUCACAUUGCAUCUGUUUGUACACACUUGUUGUACUAAGAGUUUUUGAUUCAACUAAGUUAUAUCUAGACAUUGAAUUAUUUGUUUCAUUAUCCCUGAAAAGUCCCAUAAGGGGAGAGGAUAAUUAAGUAUUUAUUUACUAUUAUUAUUAUUAUUGUUUAUUUGACAAUUUUUUUUUACCACAGUUAAACGGUAUCGUCAGGGCUCAGACUGUUCAUUUCACUCAGAAUCCUCAGCCUCGCCUCAGUCAGAAGUAGAUGUUGGUGAGUGAAUUAGAGCGCUUACUUGUAAUGUGAGCAUUGUUUGCAGCAGUGGGACCAAAGCCCAUGAAAUUGGCCAUUUCCAAGUUUCAAAAAUUCUCACUUUCAAAACAAGGUUAAGUGCAAAAAUCUUUCUUGUGAAUGAGUUUUAUUUGAAUGAGAAUGAAAAGUCAUUCUCAUAUCAAUGACUUUGCACUCGGCCUCGCUUCAAAACAGAGGCUUGGGGGAACUCAGAAAUGGCCUUUUGACAUGCUCCUAAUGUCCCUGGCCUCAUAGCUCUGAUAAAAUAUCAAAUUGCUUGCAUUAUUAGUUGCUAUGAUUGUGACAUGUUAUUGACCAUGUAUGGUUUCCAUCAGUCACCUUUAUUACUGCCUGUAUGUUAGUUGUAAACAAGUGACCCAGGUGCUAACUCAAGAAUUUACAGUACAGUGGAACCUCAAUAUAACAAAGGGCCGCGGGCCUGGUAAAAUUUGUUUGCUAUAUCUAGGUUAUUUUUCAUAUACCGUAAAAUUCCAAAAAUAAGCCCCUCAAAAUAUAAGCCCCCCAAGCUGGUAAUGCAAAAAACCCUCCGUUAAAUCGUCCCUCCAAAUUUAAGCCCCAAGGGGGCGUGUACUUGGAAAAUUGCCUUCAAAUACAAAGUAAAACAAAGCAAAAAUGGUAAAUUUACCUCCAACUAUAAGGCUAGCUCAAUCAAUUUUGAAACGCAAAUUUCUCUCGGUAGAUAAGCCCCUCAAAAAGGGCCUUUGAAAAUAUAAGGCCUGGGGCUUAUUUUGGGAAUUUUAUGGUAUUUUACUAUCACUGAGGUAAAGAAACCUGUUCGUUAUACUGAGGUCUUUGUUAUAUAGAAGUUCCUUACUUUGAGGUUCCACUGUAUGUGGUUGUCACUGGUCUUAUUGAUGGGUGGCAAGUGCUCCUGCCUUGUGCCACGCCUUCUCAUUGAGACCACAACAAGCUUCUUGUUUCUGUAGAUUUGAUCGGGUCUUUUAAAGAUAAAUUUAAAAGUAGGACCUCACCUCCUUUUUGCAGAUGCUCAUUUUGGAAGUGCAGGGAGUCCCUCGCCCAAUUCCUCACUUUCUUCACCUCCGGCAGCAGCGAGUUCCUCUGCAGGUAAGCGUUAACAAUAAAAGCAUUAAUAAUUUUUUACAUAAAAAAAUGUCAUAUCAUUGAGUGAAGGGACCAUGCUUUUGAAUACAGCACAUUUUUAUUGCUUGUGCGAGUAAUAAUAAAGGAGACCUGGGAUCUGCACUAGUUACUGUAAUACAUUUUUGGCAAUGAAGGAUAUUUGUGGCUGAACAGGGUAUGGUUUUCAGGGACUGAUACAUUACAUUCAGGAUAUCUGUAAGCAUUUAUUUGCAUGUAUUUCAGGUGCAGUUUCAGCUUACAAUCCAAAUGAAAUAACUCUUCAGGACCUGGCAGAUAACAGUGGCAUAUUUUUGCUGCAGGUAGGGGUUGUGUCAAAUAUUUUAUGGGGAAAGUAUUUCAUGGAGCAAAAGAUUUCCAUCAUUAGCUUUCGCCAGUUUACCUGUUGGAGAUAGUAGAGAGAAGUGAUUAAUCUUUUUUAUUAAUACUUUCCUUGUACUUACAAAUAUCUUUUCUUUUCUUUUGUAAAGGCCUUGGAUGGUUUUCUGUUUGUACUUUCUGGUGAGGGAAAAGUUUUGUAUGUUUCAGAGACAGUGUCAGUUCAUCUUGGUCUAUCACAGGUUAGUGUUCCUAUAACUGUAGCUAACUACAAUGUGUGUUCAGCAUGUCAAAUUGUGAAGUAUAAAAAAAGCAAGCAAAAAGGUUUUACUAAAAAAGUGAAAUGAAGAAUCUUAAAUACGAUUUGAAUAGCAGGUCCAGUGCAUUUACAAAGUUAGAAUCAUUGAAUGUUUUUUUUAUUAUUUUUAUAUAUUUGUUUUACAGGUUGAGUUAACAGGAAGUAACAUAUCAUGUUACAUUCACCCUGAGGACCACCCAGAUGUUAUGAAUGUUCUGGCAGAAGCCAGGGAUGAACUUGAGAAUGCUGAACAUGUACCAUCUGGAAGGUACACAGACAACAUUCCAUUCUUUGGAAAUCAGCAAGGUAUGUUUUGUUAAUAUUUGACCACACUUGACUAAUGGUGGAUUCUUCUGGUCCUGAACUCUUGGACAACAUCACUAUCAUUGCACCUUGCAUAUACUGAGUUUUUUUUGAAUUAAAUUACAGCAUUUCCUGGUAAUGAGAACAAUGCUGGCAUGGAAAAACCAAAGUCCUUCUUCAUGCGAAUGAAGUGUACUUUAGUACGACGAGGGGGAGCCUACACCAAGUCUUCAGGGUUCAAGGUGAGAAUGCUUUUAUAAGCAUUUGCAGAAAAUAUUAGUCAUGCUCCAUUUUCUAUAAAAUUGGCCUCUUGUUCCCUGGUGUCUGAAUAUGAAGCCUGGAAAUAUUGCGUGCAUCUCCAAAAAUUUGGUUGUGAUAGUUUGGCAGCCAUUUGUGAUUGUAAAAAGCAAAACGAACACUAAUGGAAAACCGUUUGUGAUGAGCAUUUUUCAUCAAGUGCGUGAUAUAUCUCCAAUUCUUUUUCAACAGUGCGAGAACUCAAGUGUUUUUGUCUAGGACCUGAUGACACCAUAAUGGAAAAAAUGUGCUUACGUACAGCCACUUUGAUAUUGCAUGGCAUUCACCUCAAAGAAAACUGCUCUGCUAUAAAUUCAGGGGGAAAUAAGUGUUAAAAGUAUUAGUUUCACAACAAACUUUGUAACAAAUAUUACUGGUCCAAAUUGAAAGUAUGUAAUUAAUAUCUGAUGAGAAAAAUUGAUCGUUAAAUUUAUUGCUCCUUUUGAACUUACAUCGAACGGAUAGGAAAGUGUCAAGCACGAACAUCUUCGAUUCAGAGUAAUUGUUUGACCAGAGAUGUCGCAAUUCUUUAAACAGGCAUUUUUGGCUUCCGGACGGAAACAAAAACCGUUUGAACAGAUGUCACAAUCCUUUGAACAAAUGCUAAUUUUUUUAAAAACAGUUAUGUAAACCAUUCAAACAGUUGAUCGAUUGCACUCAAAGGCUUUUUUAAAGUGUUUGAGCAAAUAACGAACGCUCACACUGUAUCCUCUUGAAACGGAUAACCGUUAGUGUCCGUUUUGCCUUUCACGGUCACAUUUUGAUUCUGACAUUCAUGUAAUUUUGCUCAGUGUUUUUCUUCUUCUGGCAACCAAUAUUAAUUUUAAUGUCUGGCAAUUGUUUUGUAGAGGCCCUGUUAGCGUAAAAAUCCGGCAAACGACAUGGCCUUGAAACAGCAACAUAAGACAAGAUGAAAUGGCAACAUGACUUUAACAUGAGCUAAAUACCGACAGGGACUUGCCCAACUCCUCAGAAAGCGAAACAACCAUAUUUGAAAUUCAGACUAGGGACAUACAUUCCCCCACCUGCAAGAGGACCUCUUUUUAUUAUUUAUUUGAGGUUGCAGAAGGCAACUUUGAAAAAAGUUAAGCUUGGAACACGGGACUGUCGUAAAAUAAUAAUAUAAGUUAUAUUUGAAUUUACUGUCUUUGAAGGUUAUUCAUUGUAUGGGAAGGAUGAAACAGUACUUCGCUAAAGGCCUUCCAGACACCAAGUAUGCAUUUGUUGCUAUCGGACAGCCACUUCCUACUAUGAACAUAAAUGAGCUGCCGUUAGAGUGCAAUAUGUUUGUGAGCCGAGUGAACAUGGAUCUUAAAAUUGUCUAUUGUGAAGGAAGGUAAAUGCAAGUAACAGUUGAUUUGUACUGUGUUAUUUGUGUCUGUUUUUCAGUAUUUAUUUUAAAAGACACUAAUGUUUGAUUUCUUCUUUUAGAAUUCAUAAAUUCAUGGAUUAUUUUGCGAGGGACAUUGUUGGAAUCUCUGCUUAUGACUUCUAUCAUGCAAAUGACAUUGCUGUCAUUCAAGGUCACCAUGCAAAAUGUAAGCAAACUUAAUAAGGAAACAUACCGGUGUUGUAUUCAUCAUAGUUAUGACCUAUUAAUAGGUGAAUAUCAGUCAUAGGCUAAGGGGAGAUGUCAGAGGGUAACAUUUACUAUGAGGUGCAGUAAAUAGUUAAUUGUUGACCCCUGAGCCCUGUUGCCCUUGAACAGUGUAAUAAUUUGUUUACUGUUUGGAACUUCUAAUGUCUUUGUUGUGCAAUAAAACAGAUCACUGUCAGUGUAUGUUAAUCAAUUAUUUAGUUAAUUAUUGUUAAUUAUUUAUGUCAAUUGUCUGUUUCCCUCAUGUUACCAUUAUCUCCACAGUUCUUAACAAGGGGCAAGUUCUCACAAAGUACUAUCGCUGGAUGAACAAGAAUGGUGGCUGGGUUUGGAUGCAAACCAAGGCCUCUCUCAUCCCUCACCCCACAAAUCCUGAACUCAAGCAAAUGUUGUGUUUGAACUACAUUGUUAGGUAAGAUAAAGUCAGGUGAUCAACAUCAAAUUUCUCCUUGUAAUAUCACACUUUAUGAAACACAGUGGUCAUGAGAAUUGAGGACAUGAUCGUACAAGAUGAAUCUAAUUGAUACUUCAACAGAUUCUCCCCACUACUUCUAUUGAAAACUUAUAGGGACAACAAAUGAGAAUUUGAAUUUUGAUAUUAGGGUUUAAAGGGUUAAGGUCAGAACACAUUCCAUGAUAAGUCACGGUGACAGAUCACUCUUUGUAUACAGGUCGGGCGACUUGUUGCGGCAACAUGUUGUGGUGACUGUGGCAGGAACAUAUUACUUCAUGUGUGCUGGAGAAUUUUUGGAAAAUCUUUGUCUCUUCAACAUAAUUUUGUUUCCACACCAAGUCACACAAAUUCUGUGUGAUUUGAAUUUUUUUGACAUGUUACAGGGGCCAAAAUUCUUUUGUGGAGACAAAGAUUUUCACGAAAAUUCUCCAGUACACUUGAAGUGAUUUGUUGCUGCAACUUGUCACCUGGUGAGUGUACCGAUCUUUAGAGUAAAUUGUGCAUUUUGUACAUUUUUUCCCUGGGCAAUUGGUUGUGCAAAAGUAGGGAAAAUACCAAGCUGUCAACUUUACCUGAUAACUAUUACUGACAUUUUGACAGCCUGGCUCUGCCAAGAUUCAAAAUGAAUAGUACACUGUAAAUUAGUGGUAUCAAGAAUCAUUCUGGUUAUUGCCUGAUUGGGCAAUGUAGAACUUGGAGUUAUUGGUCCUCUACAGGUCUGUUAAACCAUGGCAGGGCUGUCACUAAGUUUCCAAGUUGCUGGGCAUAUACAACUUAUAGACGGAAAACUGAACAUCUAGGAAGUUUUUUAUCAUCUACUUUCCUUGUAUUUGCUCUCAAAGUGGCCAGGUGUCAUGCUCAUGGUAGCCAGGGGAAAUUCCCGGCCCACGGCCCUUCGUGACAGCCCUGCCAUGGUGUCACAACUGCAAAAAGUGCUGCAGAUCAUACGUGCAGCCAUUUUGAACAACUCUACCACUACCUGCAUUAUCAUUUAUGGUGGUUCAGCCAUAGUGCAUUUAAGAACUCAAAGUUGAGAGAGGUAGCGUAAUAAUGCCUAAUUUUCAAUGUAACACUGGCUGUUACCUUUGUUAAGUCUGACUGACAUACCAACCUACAUAUAUAGCGAGCUUUAAGAGUUAAAUGUAAGCUCCGGUUGCAUGGAACAUACGGCAUUUGUGUACCUUGAGAUGUGAACAUGCUUCUAUGGUUUUGUUUUUAAAAAGUGAAGUGGAACACCGCGGAGUGGUUCUUGGAAUGAUGCAGUUAGAUGACAAGCCAUCUUUCCAACCUCGAGCUUAUAUCACAGAGAUAGAAAACGAAACUGAUGAAACCGGACAACUUAAAGACGCCCAGUUUGAUGACCAAGUCAUGGUGUACCCUAAAUGGCAUGAAAACUGUAAGUUGUUACAUGGUUUAGAUACUAUUUGCAAAGUGACAGUGCCAUCUUAACAAAACUUCCCUAGUACCUUUAUUGAGAGUUAACCCGUUAAGCCCCAAUAUCCACAUACAAAUUCUCCAAACUGAUCUCCAUACAUUUCCUUCAUGAACGAGUUGAGAGAAUUUGAUAAUUUAUUGAUCAAGGCAUUUUCCCUUAGGUGAUUAUUUUAUUAAUUCUCAUAACCUAAUCUCUUGACAUUGUAUGGAUAUCGUUAGGAGAAAAUUGACAUUAGUCACUAUUGGGACUUAAGGGUUAACUUGUAGGAAAAUAAAUAUUGUUGAAAUUCUAUCAACCAGUCAACAACCACUGUUGUUUACCUUGGAGAAAUAGAGACUUCUAGGAGAAAUGGAGACUUCUAGAUUUUGAGAUGAGUGUGACUACAAGAAUUAGAUUUGCUCAGUAGUAAGUAGUGUGCACAUGUGAACCAGCGUCAUCUUGGUGGGAAAACCUGGUGGCGAUUGUCAUUCUAUUUUGAGUUUUAGCCAGAAUGUCAUAGUGGCGAAGCAAGUUAUCAAAUGUAGAGUGUUUUAUCGUUUGGCUAUCAGGAGUGGGCUUACAGUAACCUCCUUCAGUUAAAAUAGCAGUACUAACUGAACUGGUUUUAAAAAAGUACAGUGAAGCUUUCCGGGUGUCUGUUUUUUUGAGAAUACACAAAAUAGUCAAAUCUCGUACCCAUAGUCAUUCUUGUCCUUGAAUCUAAAGGUCUCUAAUGACUUUGAGUAAGGUGACUUACGAAUUGACAGCUGGUCAUUAUGGAAGAGUUGUAGUUGUGUGAUCCAUACACAGUUUUACAGAACCAACUGGCUAGUGUCUGUCUUGCAGGGGAUGUUUGAUUUAAGGAUAUACAACAUCUCUGUGCCUUUCUUACCCAUGAACAUUAUGUUUAAAAUUGUAAUUUCAACAUGCUAUUGGAAUUACAGCUUAUGCUUGUAUCUAAGCAGUCAACAACUUGUAGAACAAACUAACUGUGGUUAAUUUGCCUUUCAGCUGACAAACUGGUCCCUAAACCAACCCUGCUCGACCAAAUGGCCCUCACACGCUCUGGAUACACCAGGAGUACUUCCUGUGAAACUCCUUUGCUUCAAGCAGAUGAUGUGUUCACUUCUACAGCAAGUGAACCUUGUAGUAAAUCUGCGACAGUCACUACUUGGUCCCCACCCACUCGGGGCUAUAGUGGACAAGGUGACUCUACAAGUACAUAUAAUGAUGAGAUUGAAGACUUGACGGAGAUCAUCAGUGCGGAGUUGACCAAAAUGGAUCGUGAACUUGUCCAUUUUGUGGCUAAUGGCCAAACUGAUACAACACCGACCCUAACUUUCCCUGAUGCAAGUGUCGAUGGUCUGCUUAAUGGGGACUGGUUUGGUGUGCCGUCAAAUGGUACCAUUCAGAGUGGUAUCUCUCUGGGAGGUCCAAAGAUUGAACCAAUUUCAAUAGAAGAGGAAGCUGAUUAUAAUCAGGCAAACAUGCCACCCUCAGGCAUUCCUUCUCAAUCAUCAGGGAAUUUACCAGUUGGUUGCUAUCCCAAUGAUACCAAGCCUAACUUGAUUCCAAUGGAACAAGAAAACAUCCAGUUUCAGUUGUCAAGUGCUAAGAUGCGUGGUGUUAACAACCCAUGCAUGUUCAGCAAUGGUAAUUCUGGUACCGAGCGAAAUUACCAGCAAAAUGUGCCUGUUCCGAAUAAUUAUUCCGCUGGAAAUGCUCCUAUGAUGGGAUUGCCUCAGCAAAAGCUGACUGUCCCUUCCACAAGAAAUGCCAACAACGUAAAGAUGCCUGGUGCCGCACCAAGAAUUCCUGCAUACACUUCCACCUCCCAGGAAAUGGGAAUGUCUGGACAACUGACAACUCAAGGACCCACGACUACAGCAACAUCAACUGUCACUGUGGGGAGCUUCAUGUCAUCUGUACCAAAUCGUAAUGAUUUUGUACAACUGCUUAAAGAGGCCAUUCCUGAUACGUUAGCUUAUACAGAUGAAAUGGUGGUUGACUUAGUUGAUGACAUGUUGGUCGAUCAAGAUGAAGCUCAGCGAAGGAAGGACGAUGAAAGGCUUGCUUCCCAACUUGCCUCUUUGCAACAAGGGGGGUAUGUGCAACCUGAGCUUGGAUUCAUUAAGCAGGAGGUGGUUACCCCGACAUUACCACAACAGACAUUCUCAUUUCCAAAUGUUUCCAACAGCAUUGCUACACAAGGUAGUCAGCCAGACAUAACAAGUGCAGCCAUUCAGUCGUUUGCUGGGAAUCGUAUAUCUUCAAAUACCACCUUUGGUGGACAGCAAAAUGGGACUAUAAACAAUCAGAAUGCCUCUUUGAGGUAUCAGAACGGGAAUUCUCAGUUCAUGAAUCAAGAAGACAGUAACAUGAACUUUCUGAACUCGCUGUCAAAUGUUGGACUUACAAAUAAGCGUACUGGGUUACCUGUGCAGGGGAGCAACCUGUGGAACACUAACCCACCUUCAAAGCCGAACAUUAUGCAACAAGGGUUAAGAAACUUGCUCCAGAGCCCUAACAGUAUUCCUGCGCCAACACAAAACACUUUGCCUGUCUCAUUGCCUCAAUCAGACAUGCCAUUCUUACCACAGCAAAAUGUCAACUUGAAUACUCAAGGCAGCUCCUUUAACAUGACCAUGGUUCCAAAUUUAAGCCAUCUGGAAACAUUGCUUCAGUCAACGCAGCUGCCCGCUAAUAACUAUCAGAACCUGAAUGGCACAAGUAUGGUUUUCAGCAAUCAAAACUCAAGAAAGGUAUGA
Messenger RNA from Porites lobata, 24744 nucleotides. Lineage: Eukaryota; Metazoa; Cnidaria; Anthozoa; Scleractinia; Poritidae. The record is from the annotation of a GenBank genome assembly.